AGCAAUGGCGGCAGGGACUUUAUACACGUAUCCCGAUUAUUUCCGGGCGCAGAAGAUCCAGAUCGCUGCUGCCUACAGUGGUGUCAGUCUCAAAGUUGUAUCUGAACCCCCAGAAUUUAAGUUGGGUGAGACAAAUAAAACAGAUGCCUUUUUGAGCAAGUUUCCCGUUGGAAAGGUUCCUGCAUUUGAAGCUGCGGAUGGAACAUGCAUUUUUGAAAGCAAUGCCAUCGCCUACAGCGUAAGUAAUGAUACACUCCAUGGUUGCAACAGAAACGAUGCUGUACAGGUUCUUCAGUGGAUUGGAUUUGCAGACAAUGAAAUUUUACCUGCUUCAGCAACAUGGGUAUUCCCUACAUUAGGAAUAAUGCAAUACAACAAGCAGAAUACUGAACGUGCAAAGGAGGAGAUCAAGAAAGCUUUAAAUAUACUGAAUAAUCACCUGAAGACGAGGACAUACUUGGUUGGAGAACGCGUCACUCUCGCUGAUAUCAGUGUGGCAUCUACUUUACUGAUGCUGUACAAACAAGUUUUGGAGCCAGCCUUCCGUAAGCCAUACAGUAAUGUCAAUAGGUGGUUUACAACUCUCAUCAAUCAAACAGAAUUUAAAUCUGUUUUAGGUGAUGUCUCACUAUGUGAAAAGAUGGCACAAUUUGACACUAAGAAAUUCCAAGAGUUGCAUGGCGGUGCUGGUAAGAAAGAUAAGAAAAAGGAAGAGAAAAAAAAACCUGAAAAAAAAGCACCAAAGGAAAAGGCACCAAAGGAAGAUGAAGAAGACGAUGUUCCGAAGAAACCCAAGAAAAAAGAUCCCUUCGGUGAUCUCCCAAAAAGUGAUUUCAACUUGGAUGAAUUCAAAAGAACCAUUUCUAACUGUGACACGUAUACUGUUGCUCUUCCGUAUUUUUGGGAACAUUUUGAUAAAGAAGGUUAUUCUAUCUGGUAUAGCGAGUAUCUGUAUCCUGAAGAGUUGUCAAAAAUUUACAUGUCCUGUAAUUUAGUUGGUGGCAUGAUGCAAAGACUUGAAAAACUGAAAAAAAAUUGCUAUGGCUCUGUCUUGAUAUUUGGUGAAGAUGACAAUAGCUCCAUUUCUGGGAUCUGGUUCUGGAGGGGACAAGAACUUGUUUUUCCAUUGUCUGAUGACUGGCAAAUUGACUAUGAAUCCUACAGCUGGAAGAAACUUGACCCAGAUGCAGAAGAAACUAAAACAUUAGUCAAAGAAUAUUUUGCUUGGGAAGGAGACUUUGAAGGCAAGAAAGUCAACCAGGGCAAAGUGUUCAAAUAAAGACGUAUUUCAUCUGUAUUUCAGGCUUAACUACAUCCAUUAUGCAGUCUUUUAUUUUAUUUUACAACUCUUUAACAGACAUUAGAAGCAAAUAUCUAAUAUCUGUGUAAUUAAAUUUAUUGUCAUCCCUCCUUCAAACAAAAUCAAAUAUGUAAUCAAACUGUUCUACAUAAAUCUGGGAUUUGCCUCUCACAGGCUGGAUGAAAAUUCACUUGUGCAUGGUGAACUUCCUACUAGCAGAUAAUUUGCAUGUAGGUGACUGCCGUGAUAGAGAACGUUACACAUGUUUGUUGUUGAUCAAGCCACUGCUUUGUACGUGCAUGGUACAUUGCUAACAAUAAAGGCAAUCUCCCGUGCACCUAACAAAUGA
Messenger RNA from Saccoglossus kowalevskii, 1649 nucleotides. RefSeq names its product eukaryotic translation elongation factor 1 gamma (gene Eef1g). The record is from RefSeq and is marked validated. Gene Ontology annotation, cellular component: nucleus; cytoplasm. Lineage: Eukaryota; Metazoa; Hemichordata; Enteropneusta; Harrimaniidae. Gene Ontology annotation, molecular function: translation elongation factor activity. Gene Ontology annotation, biological process: translational elongation.